AUGUGUGUUCAAAGGUAGUGGCGGACGAAUUGAGCUUCUAGCUUGUUGUGCUUCAAGAGUAAACGUUUUGUUUAGAAGAACGUAACUUUUGAGUUUUCCGUAUUUUAAAAUUAAACUUGUAUGUGCAAAUAAUUAUUUAUGAACGUUUUAAUUUGUGUGAUUGGGAAUAACUAACAUUGCCAAGUUUUUAGAGCACUGAUUUUCUAAGCGUUGUAAAUUUGAUGUCGAAUCGGUGUUUCCUGUUUCCUUAAAUUCUUUGGUGAAGGACUUCAAGCCACGAUGGCCAAUACAACCCAAACAUGCCCCCAGUCUCUGGGUGACACAAAAAGUGGCAUCGCCACCAACGGACAUACACCAGCAUCUAAUGGACCGGUUUGCAUUUCAAAAAGAAAGACGAGUUCGGUCGUAGACAUCUCCACAUCGUCCAGCUCGGACAACUCGGUAAAAAAUGAUGAAGUGAGAGGUCAGUGGAGCGGCAAGCUGGAUUUCCUUAUCAGUGUCAUCAACUAUGCCGUCGGUCUUGGAAACGUAUGGAGGUUUCCUUAUCUCUGCUAUGAGAAUGGUGGAGGAGCUUUUCUCCUUCCGUACUUGAUAUGUCUGGUAUUGCUAGCUGGUCCCUCUUUUGUCAUGGAAGUAUCUCUGGGACAAUAUCUCAGUUUAGGAGGCAUAGGUAUUUGGAAAUUGGUACCAAUUUUCAAAGGUAUUGGAUAUGCGUCGAUGACUAUUGUAGCCUUGUACAACAUCUAUUUUAUCGUGAUUGUCACCUGGGUCUGCUUUUAUUUCGUUGCGUCCUUCACGGCGCUUCUGCCUUGGCAGCAUUGCAAUAGUUAUUGGAACACCGAAGGCUGCCAGGACAUUCGUCUCAUCGGGAGCAAUGCCACCUUGGUCGUCAAAAAUGUGACUGGACUUAACAGGGACACAUCUGCAGUCGUUGAAUUUUGGGAACGACGCGUACUUGGAAUAACUAGUGGAAUUGAAACACUUGGAAUAAUUCGUUGGGAGCUUGCCCUUUAUCUUAUUGUAGCCUGGAUUUUUGUUUAUUUCAUCAUAUGGAAGGGACUUCAUCAGAGUGGAAAGAUUAUAUACGUGACAGCUCUCUUUCCAUACGUAAUUCUGACAGUGCUAUUAAUUAGAGGGCUGACUUUGGAUGGAGCCUUGGAUGGAUUACUUUUCUUCAUCACUCCAGAUUUUACUAAAUUAUGUGAGCCUAAGGUAUGGGUUGCUGCUGGAACUCAAGUAUUCUUUACAUUUGGAAUUGGCUUUGGAUCAGUGAUUAAUCUGGGUAGCUACAACAAGUUCCAUCACAAUUUUUACAGAGAUUCUAUCAUACUUUGCAUUGUGAACCCUUUGACCAGUAUUCUGGCAGGACUGGUUAUAUUUUCAGUGCUCGGCUACAUGGCCAAGGUGCAAAGUAUCGAAGUGGCGGAUGUUGUCAAGUCAGGUCCUGGAUUGGCUUUUCUGACGUAUCCUGAAGUCGUUGUUCAUCUGCCAUUAUCGCCAGUUUGGGCUAUAUUGUUUUUCCUGAUGCUAGGAGUGCUGGGAAUAAACAGUCAGUUUUGUACUGUCGAAGCCUUAGUGUCCAGUAUUGUAGACGAAUGGCCCAAAUUUCUCAUGGCAAGAAGGAAGCUGUUCUCUCUCUUCGUAUGCAUUAUUCUGUGCCUUUUAGGCUUACCGAUGGUAACAGAGGGUGGAAUGUACAUAUUCCAGUUAAUGGACUUUUAUGCUGCUAGUGGUAUACCCCUUUUGUUUACAGUGUUCUUUCAAGUUAUUGCAAUUGCCUGGGUAUAUGGUGUUGGACGACUGUCAAAGAAUAUUCAGGCAAUGCUUGGAUUCCAACCAGGCUGGUAUUUAAAGAUUGGAUGGACUGUGCUUAUUCCUUUUGUAACCAUGGGAAUAUUCCUUUUCUCAAUAAUUGAUUACAAACCAUUAGUGUAUGCAAAAGUCUACACUUAUCCUUUGUGGGGACAAAUGAUGGGCUGGGGCAUAGCUUUAUGUUCGAUGGUAUGGAUUCCUUGCUAUGCAGUUUACUACUUGAUUACCACUGAAGGCACAUUCAAACAGAGACUUAGAGUUGGUGUGACACCAGUUCUGGACAAAGAAAAUGCAGUUGACAGAACAGAAAAUUUACAAAUGAAUGAAAAAGAAAGUGUAUAAUAAAAACUUCCAAGAAAUUAUUUACUUAAAGCCAAAGAUUACUUUUUGCAAGAAUGUACCUUACUUUAAGUGCGAAACUGUGAUGAAAAAUAAGCAUUCAAGUUUUUACAUUUGUAAAUAGUGCUAAUCACAAGAUGGUGUAUGCAGUGUAGCUAACAUUCCUGUACGUCAUGCACUUCAACUUGGUUUUUUAUAAACUGUUUUGACAAUGAAGUUAAAAAAUCAGAAAACAAUGAACAAUAAAUUCAUUAUCAUCAGUCAUUAUAUGGAUAAUAAUGAUUUUAAAGCCACUUUUAAAAGCAGUUAUCUGUUUUCAAGAAUUGUAUAUAUAAUGUUAUCCUUCCUUCAGUGAAAAAAUAUUGUAAUGCUCUAUACGAAAUUCACUAAGCUUGAUUCAGAAACUUGAGAAUUUUUAAAAAAUGAGAAAGAAAUUUAUAUUUAUGAAGAAGGGAUAACUAAUGCUAUUCAGAUAUUUCAAGAAUUCUGAAAAUUUCCUUCCAGAUACCAAAUGCAAACAUGCUACAGAUGUCGACGAGUUAAUUUAAAUAUUUAAAGCAUUUUAGCAUUAUCAUCAAGUUUUUUAUAAUGCAUGUAUCAAAAAUUCAGUAAACUGUACUAUUGUAUAUAUUGUUUAAAAUUAAUAAAGCUGAUUUGUAUUUGA
This is a messenger RNA of Stegodyphus dumicola, 2815 nucleotides long. Its product is annotated as sodium- and chloride-dependent GABA transporter 1-like. The record is from RefSeq and is a predicted model, not a curated record. Lineage: Eukaryota; Metazoa; Arthropoda; Arachnida; Araneae; Eresidae. Gene Ontology annotation, cellular component: plasma membrane. Gene Ontology annotation, biological process: nitrogen compound transport; amino acid transport; sodium ion transmembrane transport.